Molecule: messenger RNA, 9826 nt
Organism: Phaedon cochleariae (mustard beetle)
Lineage: Eukaryota; Metazoa; Arthropoda; Insecta; Coleoptera; Chrysomelidae
Source: the annotation of a GenBank genome assembly
CAAAAUGGCUGCCAAUGUUAUUGUUUAUGAAUGUUACAGGGACUUUUAAUUAACCUGUUUUUAGGUAAUAUAAUCGAUGGUAACAUAACGCACAAGCCGAAAAGAAAAACAUCAAAAUGAGCUGGAGAACUGUUACUGACGAAUAUAGUUAUGGUAUAGCCAUCUACAAUUUCCUCAAUCAGGAGGAUUAUAAACUCAAAUUAACCGUUGGGGAUUCUGUACAUAUAUUGGAAGAAGAAGCAGAUUGGUAUUUUGGCUACGUUGUCAGUGAGAUUGACGUGAAAGGAAUAUUUCCCAAAAGCUACGUGCACGUAAAAAAAUGUAAUAAAGUUGAUGCUGUAGGUCUAGUAUCAAAUGAGCCUUCAAUCGCAACGGAAAUAACAUCAGUUCUUCGAGAAUGGGGGUUGCAUUGGAAGAACUUGUAUGUGGAUAAUAGUAAAAAUUUCGAACAGAUGAAAAACCACAUAUACGACCUGGUGUCACAUCGAAGCAAAAUACUAAGUGGAACGUUACCCGGUGAUGAGCUCAAACGCGUCAUAAAGCAAGCAGUAGAAGAAAUCGAUGUAGGCAAUAAAAUAUUAGGUUUAGAUCUAGUGGUGAGGGACAAAAAUGGAAAUUUGAUCAACCCCGAAGAAACAAGUACGCUACAACUGUUCUACCAUCACAAAAAUGCUACCCAACGGAUGAGCAACAGGAAUAAGAGAGAGAUUAAAGCACUUCAACCAAAAACGGCCAUACAGCAGUAUUCCAAUAUAUUCCUAGUAGCAGUUAGAAACUUCACGUUCAAGAUGACAGAAGAUGCCGAAUUACUUAUGACAUUAUAUGAUGGCAAGGAAUUCAAAGCAUUUACAGAAAACUACGUAGUUAGAUGGACUAAAGAAGGAUUGAUGAGUGACAUAGAUCAAAUGCAUAACUUGAGGGUUAUGUUUACCGAUUUAGGUAAAAAGGACUUGGAAAGAGAAAGGAUAUUUUUGGUGUGCCAUGUGAUAAGGGUAGGUGCAAUGGACAUAAAAGAGUUGGACCAUCGAAGAAGUUCGGUAAGCGUUUAUUCCAAGAAAAAUUAUAAUGAAAACAUGAGGCGACCUUGUGGGGUAGCAGCGUUUGACGUGACAGACUAUAUGAGUGGGAAGUCUGAAACAGAUCUGGAACGGGAAUAUGCAAUACCUUUUGUUAGUUGUGACAGAGAUAAUCUGGAGCAAACUCUUAGGAAGAUCAUAACAAAGGAAAAAGUCGAAAAUAAAAACUAUUCCUUGUUUGUUAGUAUUAAACUAUUGAGAGGAGAUUUGAAGCAGGUGAGGGAAGAAAAUCCCCAUUUGGUUUUGGGUAAUGUGUCAAUAGCAAGGAAAAUGGGAUUCCCGGAAGUAAUUUUACCUGGUGAUGUCCGGAAUGAUCUGUACUUGACAUUGAUUGGUGGGGAAUUCACCAAAGGCAAUAAAACAAGUGAUAAAAAUGUGGAGGUUAUAGUUAAAGUGUGCAAUGAGAAAGGGAGGCCCAUUCCAGGAGUGAUAAGUAUAGGAGGAGGUGCAUCCUUGUUAGACGAAUAUCGUUCCGUGAUUUAUUACCACGAAGACAAGCCUCAAUGGUACGAGACGUUCAAAGUUGCAAUACCCAUCGAAGAGUUCAAAACUAGUCAUUUGAAAUUCAUAUUCAAACAUCGUUCUUCCAAUGAAGCAAAAGACAAAAAUGAGAAGCCCUUUGCCAUGUGCUACGUCAAACUGAUGCAAGACGAUGGCACGACUCUCAAAGAUGCUAAGCAUAAUCUCAUCGUGUACAAAAUAGAUCAUAAGAAAUUCGACGAAACUGUUCUCGAUUAUUUUUCUUUGCCUUCGAGUCUCUGGGAUUUGAGAGACAAUGUGAAAGAAAAACCACAAGUGCCUGGAUUGAGUAUGUCCAGUAAAGACUCGUUUUGUAUUUCUAGUAAUAUAUGUUCCACAAAGUUGACUCAAAAUGUGAAAUUGUUGGGUCUUCUGAACUGGGCUUCCCAUAAAGAAACUUUGAUAGACUCAUUGAAAGCUUUAAGAAGUGUUGAUGGAGAAGAGGUUGUCAAAUUCCUGCAGGAUAUCCUCGAUGCGUUGUUCAACAUCUUAAUGGAUAAUCCAAACAAUGAUACUUACGACACCUUGGUAUUUGAGUGCCUAUUAGAAAUCGUAAGUCUAGUCAGUAAUGAUUGGAAGUACCAGCAUUUCGAACCUGUUCUCGAAUUAUACAUAAAAGAGAGUUUUAGUGCUACUUUAGCUUAUAGGAAAUUAAUAUCAGUUUUGAAAUCAAUUGUCAGUAAAGCCAGUGAACCUACGGAGGAUUCGAAAGAUCGGAUUUUCAGAACGAUGAAAUGUUUGCAAUACUUCAUGAAAUUUGUAGCAAGAAGUAGAAUUUUGUAUGUGGAAUUAUAUCCGGAAAACGACCCGGAAGAUGAUUUUGAUGAGAGUAUGCGAGAGCUUCUGCAAAACAUCAUAUCUAUGAUGUCUUCCGGUAAUGAGAGGCUGAUAAGGGAGCAAGGCGCUUGUUUGAAGUAUCUGCCAAGCAGUAUACCAGACAUCCUCUUAGUAUUCGAUCAUAUACAGUUAAGUAAUACUUUGUAUGAUUUGUUAAAUAAUAUGCCAAGUGGAAGACUUACAAAACAGAAAAUGAUGACAGUGAACGAAAUAAUCCAUAGCAAAAUUUUCGUAUUUCCCCAAUGUAGAAAGAUACUUCUACCUAUCAUUAUGGAUCAGGUGAAAAAUUUAAUUUUGGCGAGUGAUGAGGUGGAAUUAUGUAUAAAAAAUUUGGGGGAUAUAAUGGAGCUCCUAUUCCGCAAAGAUGUUGGACCUACAUUCGAUAAUUUGACAGAAAUUAUUCAUACUGCCCUGAGAACUAUCGUACAACAUCAUAUCAGACUGAAGAGAGACGAUCCACUUGCUGGGCAUCUGGUUGCAGUUAUGAUAGACAUAUUCCGACAAAUGACGAAUGAGCAUUACCUCGACUACAUCAGCAAGUUCAAUACCAAUUUUGACAUUCUAGACUUUCUAAUGGAGAUCCUCGUUGUAUUCAAGGAACUCGUUAGCAUAUCUGUUUUCCCUAAGGAUUGGUGCGACAUGAUAAUGUUGCAAAACAGCAUUAUCCUGAAAUCCUUGAGAUACUUUUCCCACACUAUCAGAGACUGUUUUUUUCAAAAGUUCGAACACGACGCUUGGAAUAAUUUUUUUCACUGUGCCAUAGCCUUCAUGACACAAGAUGCACUACAGUUGGAAAAUUUUUCUCGCAACAAGCGCACGAGAGUGAAGAAUCUUUAUAACGAUAUGAGGGUAGAGAUGGGGUACGAGAUCAAAUCGAUGUGGUUCAAUCUAGGUCAAAAUAAGGUUCAAUUCGUACCCUCUCUUGUCGGUCUCAUCUUGGAAAUGACCUUAAUUCCGGAACCUGAACUACGACAAGCUACUAUCCAGAUAUUUUUCGACAUGAUGCAAUGUGAGUUCUACUCCUCAAAGUUCGAAAAUGAAAGUUAUGGGAAUACCAAGCGAGAUUCAUCUCACAUCAAGGCAAAUUUCUCCGAUUUUGAAAACGAAAUGAUAGUCAAACUCGAUGCCCUGUUUGAGGGUGGUAAAGGUGAUCAUGAGUAUAAAAAUAUGUUUCAUGAUAUUAUGAUAGCUCUCUGUUCUCAACACACCACGAUGAACGAGGAAGGGGUAAAGUUCGUUAAAAUUGUGUCUAGACUGAUGGAAAGUUUGUUAGAGUAUAGGGACAUCAUCAUAGAUGAGAAUAAGGAUAAUACUAUGAGCUGCACUGUUAAUUUGUUGGACUUCUACUCAGAAAUUGAUAAGAGGGAAAUGUAUAUAAGAUACUUGAAUAAACUAUUCGAUCUCCAUCUUGAAUGUGAAAAUUUCACAGAGGCGGCAUAUACAUUAGAAUUGCAUACAAAACUUCUCAACUGGUCCGACGAACAUUUGAAUCCUUUGCUGAAAGGGGAAAAGUAUGACACUGCGAGAACUCACCGACAAUUGAAAGAAGUUCUUUACUAUGCUAUAAUUGAAAAUUACAGUAAAGGCAAGAUGUGGGAAUGUGCUAUAAAAAAAUGUCAGGAACUAGCAGAGCAGUAUGAACAAGCAACUUUCGAUUACGAACGAUUGAGCGACCUCCAUAAUCGCAUGGCUCUCUUUUACGAUGAUAUUAUGAAAAAAGCCAGAGCCGAGCCAGAAUACUUCCGAGUAGGUUAUUAUGGAAAAGGUUUUCCUACAUUCCUGAGAAACAAAGUGUUCAUCUAUCGUGGAAAGGAAUACGAACGAUUGGCUGAUUUCAAUGCUAGAAUACUCAAUGAGUUUCCGAAGGCGGAGUUGUUGAACAAACUUACCCCGCCUGGUGAAGAUAUUACUGGAUCUGACAAACAAUAUCUUCAAAUAAAUAAAGUCGACCCUAUCAUGGAUGAGAAAAGACAAAGAUUUUCUGGGAAACCGGUGUCCGACCAAAUAGUCAAGUUCUACAGAGUUAACAACAUACAAAAAUUUACAUUCUCGAGGCCUUUCACAAGAAGAGACCCACAUGUCGAGACGGAUAAUGAAUUUGCCCACUUGUGGUUAGAAAGGACCGAAUUGACGACAACUUAUCCUUUGCCUGGAAUUUUGAGGUGGUUGCCUGUAGAACGGGUAUCGGCUCAAGAAAUAUCUCCAUUGAGGAAUGCUAUAGAAACUAUAGAAAGAACAAAUAAAUCUCUAAUGAAUUACAUUGCUGUGUACAAUAAAGACAAGAGUAUGCAACUGAAUCCUCUUAGUCUAACUCUGAAUGGUGUUCUCGAUGCUGCUGUAAUGGGUGGAAUAAAAAAUUAUGAAGAGGUAUUCUUCACUCCUACCUAUGCAACUCACCAUGCCGAUGAUGAUGUUUUGAUUGAAAAAUUAAAAAACUUGAUAGCAGAUCAAAUACCGCUUCUAGAACUAUGUGUCCAGAUCCACAAACAAAAAGUACCUGAAAACUUACAACCUCUACAGAAAAGGUUAGAGGAAUGUUUUGCUACUAUGAAAGCUGACGUCGAAAUGAAAUAUGGAAAAAGAGACUGUGAUAUUAAAUUAGACAAAGAUGUAGAGAUGAGACGCCACAAUAGCAUUACAAGUGACUACAGAAUUUCAGAUGUUACAAUUACAAAUGACAAAUCUUCCCAUCACAAUCACUCCAAGAGCAUGACUCAUUCCCCCUCAAAGAGUCUGACUGGAACUCCAUCCUUUAGCCAAAAGAAAUAUCUCAAAAUGUCCAAGGAAAAGCGAAGGUCUAGUAAGACGGAAAUUGUUAGUCCUCCUGUUGAUAAAUGCGCUACCCAGUGGUACACAUCGGACAGUGAAAUUAAUACAACUAUUAUAUCAAAUGGACCGUCGACUGUAUUCGAAUUGACACAAGAGCUACAGUCAAAAAGGCCUCUUCGAUCGGAAGUUGAGAAGGAAAAACGACUGAGCCGUCCAACUAGUGGUCAAUAUUCAAGGCCUAAUAGUAUGUCUGUCACGUUGAGAGGGGCAGGAAGUUCUGAUGCUAGUAGCAAUAGAGAUUCCAUAGGUACCACCGACUCAAGCGUCAGUGAAGAAGAUUCUGGUCUUCCACCACCUCUUCCAGUGAAACAACGUGACACAGACUGUGGCAGUUUAGCUUUUUCCAAUGAAAAUAGGAGCUUCCUUUAUUCUCAACGUGCUUCCGUCAUGAGGAACACAAUUGAAAUCAAAUUGAAUAUGGACAAUCUCGAUAACGAUUUCGAUUAUGGGACUGUUCCACCAACGCCGCCCCCCAAACCUCCAAAAAACAAGAACCUUAAUUAAUGGUACGUUUGUUUCGUUGAUAUUAUUUUUUUCAGACGUUUUCCGAAGUAUUUCUGGGUUGUGUACAUAUUUGUGUGAGGAAGUAUAACAAAUCAACUAGGUAUACAGUAUUCAACGCAAAUAUUCUUAGAAAUUCAUUGAAUUAUGGUGAUAAUUGCUUGCAGAAAAACACUUUUAAUUCUUUAUUAGGAAAUAUCACAUAUAUACAUUGUAUUUCAGUUGAUACAAUUAUUGCAAUUAGGAAAUGAACUGAAAAAUUAGAGACUGGUGAAUAGAGAAAUUCAAAUAGUAUACCUACCUAAAUAUGUACUUUGGUAACGAAGUUGCCAUCUUCAGUAAAUCUGAAAUUCGAGAAAGGUUAGCAGAUUCCUUAUCAGUAAUAGCACUCGAAAAAUGCCCGCCAGAGUACAUCUGUAUAUAGACAAAUAAAUGUUUGUGAUCAAAAAUUGGUAUUUGCGUGGGUGUGAACAAACCGAAACGAUACCAAAAAUAUGUUGAAAUCGAUAUCUAGUUAUAUUUGUUUUAUUUUAUUACACUCUUCAUAUUACGCUAAUUAUCCCUAUGUAUAUUUAUGAUUUGUAUUUUUUUAUGUGGAUGUGAAAUAUUUGUACUUCAGCCGUUUCGAGAUAAUAUUAUUAUCUUAUAGAUAAUAGUUAUGUGAUGUUACCAUAAGUGCCAUUUUAAUGUGACUAAGUACUGAAAAAUUGGAUUCCACUUCUAAUAUGGGUUUUAUCGUCUGUGUGAAGGCCAAAAAAUUGUAGGUAUUAUUUUGUUAGAUAUGUAUUAUUAAUUGAUCAAAAAUAGUUGAGGAUAAAUUAAUUUUCCAAAUAUGGAAAAAAAUUGAGAUAAGAAAUUGAUAUAUUAUGCAAUGCAGUAGGUAUGCAAUUGCUUGUCUUUUUUCGACUACUUUAGAUAAUUAUAAGGUGAUUUUCAACUUAAGGUGGUUAAUGAUUGGAACCGCUGAGGCUGUCCAUAAAUUACAUAAAGCAAUUUCAACCUCUUCCCUAAAGACCAAUCAGAACGAUCUAAAAUGCGCCUGUGUGGUGCGGCUGCAGCCUUGUUAGAGAAUAUCUGCUUAUGAAAGUUCUGUAAACGAUAAGAGAUUUCCAAUACUGGCUAUUAUUGAUCUCAAUAAAGUAGAAAUCAAUAUAUUGGCUGGUCCAGAUUUGUAUGCAUCAAUUUCUUAAGAUAACAGAAAAUCGCAAAAUAAAUGGACUUCUUUGAUAAACAUACCUCUAAAAAUGCACCAUAACUUUAACACAGGGCGUGAGAGUUUUAAAGAAGUUUCUGAAUUCUUUUCUAAGGAAAUACAAAAGUGGUCCUCCUCAAAUUUGGCACUGGUCUGGUCCUCAUUACAAAUCAGAAAUAGAUACAGGACCACGUGUUCGCCGUUGCAAAGGUUUCAUAUCCCUUGUCUCAUUUUUAUCUCUUGGAGUGCACGAAUAGGAAUCCCAACUAAAUUCAUUAAUUUUUCAACUUUUGAGGGUUAUAAGUUCUUGGGAAUAAGUUCUUCUGCAAACAAUUCCAUUUCUUUUCCGUUCUAUAGACAAACGAGUUUUGACAAAGAGUUGUUCGACAUAUCUCGAGAUUAGCAACAAAAUAAUGUGCUGACUGAGCUUGUCGAGUAGGUUGACCGGCAUCGCUAGUGAUGGAAUGAUAGCUGAGAUUACUGAAGAACAUUUCUCAUGACAGGAGCUAGAGAAAAGUGAAAGGUCGCCGACUUUCCUACGGUAUUCCAGUGAUAUCAAGGAAUUAUACAACCAGGUAGAUGGCUCGUCUCUGAAUGCAAUCUAAGAGAAUCAGCGCAAGUUUGAGUGUCCACCCCAUAUGUGGGAACAGUAUUCUAAAACAAGCCUGUAAAGUCUGUAAAAGGUUGGGACAUGGCUCUGCUGUGUACUCCUGGGAUAAAAACAAUUAGAUUCGCGUCGUUUGUGUCAACGGCAGUCGCGUGCGGAAAGGAAUCACUUUCCGCACUUGUUAGGAAAAUUACUAUAAACGCAGUGACAUUUUGAGGCAAAUCAUCUGAUUUGUCCUUACUACACAUAUAUUUAAAUAAUAUUCAUUUUCUUAUUUCAUAGAAACGAGGAGAGAAAAUCCCAAAAAUUUUGGAAUAAUUUUUGAAUUAUGUUCAUAAUAUAUCUCUGAUGUUGCUAGUUUUUCCAGUAAGCGAGGGAUUACUACUUUGUAGUGCCGAUAAGUCUAAGAAGAGAUUCUCAUUGGUGACUCUUCCUUUCCUGAAAUCAAAUUGGAGGGGGUGAAUCCAAUUUCUUUUUUCCAGAUGGUAUUCCAUUCUGUUUAUCAAGGUCUCUACUAUGCUAUGAUUAUCCUUCAGAUUUUUUCCUUGUUUUGGUAUUGGGCAAAUCAUCUGUGACUUCCAUUCAGCAGGUUAGUAGCUUUGAUUUUUCCUGCAAUAUGCUGUUGUAUAUUAUUUGUAUUGCGUGGAACGAUUUUGCGGACAAGUGAGUUAUUUGUGAAUAGAUGCUGUUAUCUGGACCCGAUGCCGAAUCUUUCUUCCUUUUUCUUCAAUGACUGAGUUUUAUUCUGCAAUUGAGAAUUCACUUCUUGUAGCAGAAUUUCGAUAGUUCAAAUCCCAACUUUGGGAUGUAAGUAUUAUUUACCAGUCAAAGACUGGAAUAUUCUGCAACUACCAGCGAGAUAUAGAAAAUCCGAGACUGGUGAAUCACAUAUAUAGCAUUUUCCACGCGUCAUUUUUCUCAACUGAAUGCGUUUCUGUGGCCCACUAAAAAUUUCAAGAACGAAACGAUGUCGAAAAAUGAUUUCCACUGGCUUGCAAACUUCUUCGAUACUCGCUCAUAGUUCGAAUUUUCAGAACCGUGCUAAUAACCUCGAAUCAUCGGGUGGAUUAUGUAUAUCUUAUCUCUUCGGAUACAAGUGAACCUACCUGAAAGAUUCUUGCAUGCAAUAAAACUGUUAUCAAAGAAAUUUCAAAUUGAUUUGGUACAGAAAAAAAUAUUUUGCAUAGACAACACCUGUGAAAAAAAUGACCUUUUAGUUGAUACCUUUCCUAAAGUGAUCAACUUAGAACUUAUAACCUCUGAAAGCAUACCGUUUCUCCCUAUCCUCCCUAGGUACGCACCAUAUUCUUCAAACAUAAUAGGAAUUUCCUUCUGUGCGCUCCAAGAGAUAAAAAUACUUCAAUUUCCACUGCUCUGUGCUGAAACCAAAUUUUAUGAAGAAACCGAGUAUGUGCCACUUGUAGGUACUCAGUGCUAAGUCCUAGAGUGCUCGAUAAUCACAUUGCACUCUGAACAUCUUGCUGAACGAAAUAUUUGGUUUUAUAUUUUGACAGAAAUGUAAAUGACUGCUCAUUUCGACAGAAACAAAUUGUGACUCAUUUUUCCAGUGAUGUAAGGCUGGUCGAUAAGAAUUAUUGCUGCCUUAUCAACCUAUUUUCAUUGAAUGUGAAGAAUUGUAAUAAUAGUGUUUGUGAAGAGCUAUGAAUAAGAAGGGUGGUCUUCCUUAAUUUCAAUUUCUACUCGUACCUGUAAGAAGUAUGUUUAAAAUGAAAUUUAACAGCUUACUUGUUCUGGUACUAGAAAAUCUAUUAUUCCAAUCGAAAAUAUUUUUAAACAUUUAUUACAUUCUGAUGGUUUCCACUCAUCUCAAAAUGAAGAGAGAGAACGCAUUCAAAUAUAGUUAAAAAUAUACUUUAUUGUUGACAAAGCUUGUUCAAUAUAAUAUACAUAAAAGAUGAAUGAACAACACUAGUUUUAAAAUUACUCACUUAUUGACAACACUCGAAAUGUAAAUAAAUAAAAUUAAAUUGAUCCAACAGACAAAAUGAGUUGUAAAAUACACAACACUAAAAUACUCUAAUGAAACCGUUGUAGAAAAUACUCAGUCAAGUUGUACACUUCGUUGUACACUGCUGUUUGUAGUUAUAAUAAUUUGUUUGUUCGGAAUUUUUUGUAACAUGCAAUUCCUUUGAUUUCAUUCGACAGAUGAUUAUAUUAUAUUUUUAUUCCAGAGUAAAUAAUAGAAUACUCAAUCAGUGGUGCGGGGUUUAUUCAUUUUAUUUGGCCGCUCGGUCUUGUAUUAUA